Molecule: messenger RNA, 3457 nt
Organism: Cuscuta campestris
Lineage: Eukaryota; Viridiplantae; Streptophyta; Magnoliopsida; Solanales; Convolvulaceae
Source: the annotation of a GenBank genome assembly
AGAACAACUCAACCUUCACACAAAAUGGCUCUAAAAAGCUAUGGAAAAGAAUGUUGUUUGAAUGCAAUGAAAAUAUGAAUAUUGUGAAGUGAAUCAACCUUAAAUGACUUACAACGGUCAUGCCUAACCAUCGAUGGGUACGCUUUCCCAUCGCUGGGUUCCCAUCAAUGGGUAGAAGUCCCCAUCGCUGGGUAAGGUUGUUCUGCCUUGUGUUGAUGUUGGACCAAGGCUUUAACAGCGAUGGGUGGAACCUCCCAUCGCUGUUUGGCAUGGUUCUGGAAGUUGGUUUGGCUAAGGGGCCGCUUACCCAUCAAUGGGAUGUUCUUCCCAUUGCUGGGUGGGUGGUUAACCUAUGGUUGCAAAUCGGAAAGCGAAACCCAUCUCCACUUUUGCCCUUCUUCUGGACGGACGCAGAUGACUGUGCUGGUGCUGCCUUAGCCUUCAUGCUCAGAGAGGAUACUCAAUGUAUUCACCUAGACUUCUGGUGCCCUAUCAUCAACAACAAAAUCAGAUUCUCUGCUGUCUAUGGGGGUCAUUGCUCUACUGUCAGAAGAAUACUCUGGGAAGAUCUCAACAAUGCUAGCACAGAUUCCCACCUUUGGAUUGUGGGUGGUGACUUCAACACCAUCCUUAGCCUGGAUGAACAUAAAGGCUCCUCCUCUCCUUAUUAUAAGGACUUGGAAGACUUUAGUGAUUGCAUUGAUGCUUGUGGUCUAACAGCCCAACCUUUCACUGGUGGAAUCUUUACUUGGAGUGGCACAAGAAGUAAAGGAAAGCUUUGGAGAAGGUUGGACAGGGUGCUUCAUAAUCAAUCAGCUAUUGAGGCCUUCAAAGAAAUCAAUCUCACCCACCUUAGCAAGACAACCUCAGAUCAUAAGCCUUUGCUAAUUCAAUGCAAAGAACAAGGGUUUAAGGGCCCCAAACCUUUCAGGUUUCUUAAUGUUUGGACUACACACCAUAGUUUUUUGGAAGUGGUCAGUAAUUACUGGGCACAUAGCCCUAGAACAGGAGGAAUGACUGGCUUUGCUAGUAAACUUAAGGGUUUGAAACCUGUUCUGGCCCACUGGAGCAAGAAUCAUUUUGGAAACAUUUUUAAGGAGGUUAAGGAUAAUGAAAUUAAAGCAGCCAGAGCCCAAGAGGAUUUUGAAAAUGACCCAACAGAGGAAAAGAGAGCUCAGGCUAAUCUAGCCUCAGCUAAUCUGAUCCUUAGCCUUAACAAAGAAGUGGACUUCUGGAAACAAAAGGCUAACAUCAAGUGGAUGUCAGAAGGAGAUUGCAAUUCCAAAUUUUUUCAUUCAUUUGUCAAAAGCAAAAGAAGAAAACUUGCAAUCAAAACAAUCCAUGAUGAUCAAGGCAACAUUUUGACAACUCAAGAGGAUAUUUGCAGAGAGGCUAUUCACUAUUUUUCUAAUUGCUACACCACAGUCACUAAGUCAGAUGAAUCCAUUAUUUCUCAAUUCAUUGAUCAAGUCAUUGAUCACAGAGACAAUCAACUCAUCUGCUCUAUUCCAUCUGAAGCUGAAAUUUAUAAAGCUAUUAUGAAUCUUAAUCCUGAUAGUGCAGCUGGCCCGGAUGGUUUCAAUGGGUACUUCUUUAGAAUUUGCUGGAAGAUUAUCAAGGUGGAUGUCAUUCUUGCCUGUCAGGAAUUCUUCUUGGGAUUUCCAGUCCCCAGAUCAUUUGGUAGCACAUUUAUUACCCUCAUUCCCAAGAUUGAAGAUCCGAAAGGGUUUGGAGACUACAGACCCAUAUCCCUCUCCUCCUUCAUGAGCAAAAUUAAUACAAAGAUCCUAGCUACCAGAUUGGCCACAUUGCUGCCCAAAUUUAUCUCAGAAGAGCAGACAGGAUUUCAAAAGAACAAGGGUGUUGAGGAACAGAUUCUAUUGGCUGAAGAAAUGGUGCACAUGCUAGAUAAAGAGGUAAGAGGGGACAACUGCAUUGUCAAGUUGGAUAUGGCAAAAGCCUUUGAUAGGGUGGAGUGGAGCUAUCUUAUUAAAAUUUUGGACAAACUUGGGUUCAACUUACACUCACAAAAGCUGCUUAUGGCCAAUCUAGUAGGUACACAUCUCUCUAUUCUUAUAAAUGGCACACCUGCUGGUUUCUUUCAAAUGAAGAGAGGGGUGAAACAAGGUGAUCCUCUCUCACCUCUUCUCUUUUUUAUUAACAGUGAGGGCUUCACAAGAAUGAUCAACCUACACAUGAAGUCCACCUAUCUGGGCAGCUACAACACAGGCAAUCACCCUUUGAUAAGCCACUUGGCUUUUGCAGAUGACCUAGUGGUUUUCCUCAAUGGGGACACUAGAAACUUGAAAAAAUUUAGAAGGAUUUUAGAGGACUAUCAGAAAGGGUCUGGGCAACAAGUGAACCUUAACAAGAGCAGCUUUUAUACUGGGAAGAAGGUCAACCAAACUAAAAUUGCCUCAAUGUCCAGAAGUCUAUGUAUGGAUCAUGGGACACUCCCCUUCACUUAUUUAGGUGCAACUAUGGUUAAAGGCAAGUUAAGAAAACAGCAUUGUUCUAAGCUCCUGAAUCACUUUGACAGAUAUCUUAACUCUUGGUUUAGCACCACUCUCAAUCCCACGGGGAGACUUGUGUUGAUCAAACAUGUACUCUCAUCCAUACCUUUACAUAUCACAGCUGUCCACACAAUCCCCCAAUCAAUUAUACAGAUUCUCCAUAGAAAGAUGGCAAAUUUCCUAUGGGGAUUCAAGAAUGGUAAACCUAAAUACCACUGGAGCAAGUGGAACAACCUGUGUGUACCAACUAAUGAAGGAGGACUUAACCUGAAAAGCCUAGAAGAUUUACAGGAAGCCUACUCCAUCAAGCUAUGGUGGAAAGUUCAAACAGACAACACUAAGUGGGCUAAAUUCAUGAGAAUUAAAUACCUUAGACAGUCUGAUUUUAAGGAAAGAAUUUAUGACUCUCCAACUUGGAAGAGAAUCUGCAGAAUCAAUACCACUGCCAGGGAACAUACUUCAGAGGAAGGAGAUCACAUCAGCUGGGGGCUCGUUCUACAAACUGCCCGAAAAUCUACCCGCGGAACGGUCGACCGUACCCUAACAGCGGUCGACCGUGGGCUACGGCCUGGGUCUGGGUCACAGACGGUCCACCUUGGUCAUCCGUUGCGGUCGGCGGUCGACCGUCACGAUGGUGACCGUCGAAUUGGCUGACGUUACGGUCCACCGUCCAAAGCGACGGUCGACCAUCCCGAUGACAAUCUUCUGUCUUUGGCUACGUUUGAUUCAUUUUGCAAACUUAAUACCCUGAUUCUUUUCAGAGCAAUACUACAAACAUUGGUGAAUAUAUUUCUAGUGAUUCCUAGGCCAAUAUAUAUAUAUAAGUUUUACGUAGUGAACGUUUUGAUGGCUAACCUACGAACAUGCAUAGAUUCUACGUAGGUUGCGUACGAUAUUUCUAUGAAUAUAACGACAUAGAAUAUAACUAAAUGUUCUAGAAUUAG